This is a messenger RNA of Naegleria lovaniensis, 1233 nucleotides long. RefSeq lists its product as uncharacterized. Bases 1 to 1233 code for a protein of 410 amino acids. NCBI's taxonomy places the organism in Eukaryota, Heterolobosea, Eutetramitea, Acrasida, Naegleriidae. The record is from RefSeq and is a predicted model, not a curated record. The transcript has a single exon.
AUGAUGAAAUAUGUUUGGCAGUUCUUGUUGUGCAAUCGAAACGAUGAUAGCAGCGAUGAAGAAGAAUUGAAAUCGUCCUCGUCCGAAUCAGCAUCAACACAGUCACAUUCCAAAGAAACUGCACCGUUGAAUGGAGAAUCACACAAAGAAGAAGUGCUAUUGUCAUCAUCAGUGCCACAACAACACACUCGAAGCAACAGCAGUGAAAGCACCACGAUCAUGGCCAACCGAUUUAACAUGAUUGAGAGCUUGCAAUCAUCAGAUAACAAUGCAGACGAGUCGAUUCUACAAUCAGAGUUGACAAAACUUGGCGAUACUAUUCAACUCAUUGGAUCAGAUAUUGCCCGUUUGAUUUCUCACAUGAAGAUGGAUGGUAUUCAAAUCAUCAACAACUCGGAAGCCAUUCCAACAACAGCUACCGAUAGAGAUCUAUUGAUUGAAGGUGCUGUAAGGUUCUUUGAACAAGUUUUUCACACAUUCGAUUUGUCAGAUCCAUUCGAUUCUAGGAGACACCUAUUGACCUCACUCACUAACAGCUCUGAAACCACAGAACCUCUGUCAAAUUCUGAGAUUUUAAAGAAAGGAAUUGUCCUCUUACUUGAAGAUUUGUGCAGAUUGUGUCUCACGGACAAAUAUUUAAGGAAAUUUCAAAAUGCUCUCAAAUUCUUGAGUUGCUUGACACAAGAAUCCAUUUCCUCGUUUGUCAUUCAGUUGAAAUCCAAACUAAAAGUUGCAUAUAGAGGAAGAGCACGUAUAUUUGAUGGACGAAUGUGGGUGAUUGAGGUGAAUUUCAAUCACAACAAUAGUGACAACAAUUCCUCCUCAUCGCCGAGUCUAGAAAUUAUUCAUCGAAGAGCUGAAAGACUUUGUCAAAGUGACUCUCGAACAAAAGAUCUCCUCAACACAAUACAAACUCCAAGAGCUGCUGGAUCGAGUAUUGAAGAAGUUUGUAAAUUUGUGUGGUCCAUAACCUUCUCCUUUUCCAUGACAAAUUCAAGCAACGAAGAGUUGUCUUUGCAGAAUUCUACACAACCACUCGUUCUUGAUUCACCUGUAUCAGUCGAUUUUGAGAAAGUGGAACAAUGUAAUGCUCCAUCUGUGUUCCUAUUUCUUCAUGCCAAUCAUUCAGAAGAGGAAUUACCUCAAGAACAACCACCAGAGGAAGAGUUGAAUUCUCAACUCGUUUCCAAUUUGAGAGAAUUUUUCAAAAACUCGUUUCCAAGAAUGAUGUAA